CGCCAUGUGAUCCUUCUGAAAUCCUUCUCUCUGUUUUCAAUUUCCUUUUUUUUUUCUUUAAUAUUUGGUUUAAAAACGAAGUACCAACAAACCCACAUCUGUAUUCAAUCUCCUGUUUCUUAUUAUCUACUUCACCGGCGAAACCAGAAACCGAAAGCCCCAUUUCAUCUGCUUUCUAUCUUCUGCUUGAAGUUUUUUUUUUUUUUGGGGUUUAAAUUUAAAUGAUCGUCGAAUGGCGGAGUUUGUCUACAGACCCACCAAAAAUCGGGGUUUCUACCUCAGGAUGAGGUUGCUACACAAGAGCCGGCUGUCGCCGGAGAAGAGCACGUUCUUCAGAUGCUACAAAUGGGUUUUGUGGAUUUCUUUGUCUCUGUAUUUUUUCAGCUCCUAUUUCAUCAGUCACAAACCCAUCCCGCUUUCUAAAAUCCACCUAUUGAACUCCAAUUCUGUUCAUCCUUCUCGGGCCUUGUUCGAAUCCGUCAACCGAACCUUGCAGGAAUCCGGAGCUGAUCGAGGGUCGUUCAAGGAUUUGAAGUUGUUUGUCUAUGAGCUGCCCCAGAAAUACAACGAGGACUGGCUCGCCAACCAGCGGUGCAGUAGCCACCUGUUCGCCGCAGAGGUGGCCAUUCACAAGGCCCUCCUCAACAGCGGCGUACGGACAUUCGACCCUUACGAGGCGGAUUUCUUCUUCGUCCCGGUUUAUGUUUCGUGCAAUUUCAGCACCGUUAACGGGUUCCCUGCCAUUGGCCACGCUCGCUCUCUGUUGUCUUCGGCGAUUCAGCACAUCUCCUCGCAAUACCUAUUCUGGAAUCGGUCUCAGGGCUCCGACCACGUCUUCGUCGCGUCCCACGAUUACGGAGCCUGCUUCCAUACCAUGGAGGACAGGGCAACCGCCGAUGGGAUACCGGAGUUCAUGAGGAACUCGAUAAUAUUACAGACUUUUGGUGUUGAAUACAAGCACCGGUGCCAAGACGUUGAGCACGUCGUCAUACCACCCUAUAUACCUCCCGAUAGCAUACGUAAAACACUGGAGAAAUCUCCAGUGACCGGCCGGCGAGACAUCUGGGUCUUCUUCAGAGGCAAGAUGGAGGUCAACCCCAAGAACAUUAGUGGAAAAUUUUACAGCAAAAAGGUGAGGACGGAAAUAUGGAGGAGAUAUAACGGCGACCGGAGGUUUUACCUACACAGGCACAGAUAUGCCGGUUACCAGUCAGAAAUCGUACGGUCCGUGUUCUGUUUGUGCCCACUGGGAUGGGCCCCAUGGAGCCCGAGACUAGUCGAGUCAGUCGCCUUGGGGUGCGUACCAGUGAUAAUAGCAGACGGAAUACGCCUCCCAUUCCCCUCCGCCAUACGAUGGGCGGAGAUAUCGCUCCGGGUGGCGGAGAAAGACGUGAAGAAGCUGGGGAGGAUUCUGGAGCACGUGGCGGCGACGAAUUUGUCAAGCAUCCAACGCAACCUGUGGGACCCGGAGGUCCGGCGGACCCUGAUGUUCAACGAGGAGGUGCAAGAAGGGGAUGCCACAUGGCAGGUAAUGGAGGCCCUCUACGCCAAGCUGGACAAGUCAUACCGAAGGUCAAAGGUUUCAAGCCAAUAACAAAACGCCACGACGAUACCUAAAAUUGGAGGGGAGCAUUAGUUUUGGGUUCUGUUUGGCAGUUAGCUGGGGGAUGAGUAAUGAGGAAAUGGAGGACAGCUGGAGAUUUUAAAUAUGAGGGAAUUAGUAGGAGGAGUUAACGUGGUUUUUGAAUAUGAGGGAUUAAUAAUAAUAAUAAAAAAAAAAGUCAGAAAACCAUUGGACGGGACUGCGGAGGAGGUGGGGACCACGGAGAGGACGGUGCGGGAUUGUGAUUUUAUUUUGUGGGAAUGCGGUAAAUUUUUCUUACUGGAUACGUGUACAUAUAUUGACGAUGUAGUAAUUUUUACUGAGGGAGGGUAUGCGGUUGUUGCGAGGAAGAAUCUUUUUGUAAAUGGAAAGCAGAAUUUUUUUAAGCAAAAAAAUAUACAUUUAAUUAGUCC
This is a messenger RNA of Rubroshorea leprosula, 2016 nucleotides long. The record is from the annotation of a GenBank genome assembly. Lineage: Eukaryota; Viridiplantae; Streptophyta; Magnoliopsida; Malvales; Dipterocarpaceae.